Messenger RNA from Poecile atricapillus (Black-capped chickadee), 618 nucleotides. Its product is annotated as histone H3.3A. Gene Ontology annotation, molecular function: DNA binding; protein heterodimerization activity; structural constituent of chromatin. The coding region runs from base 148 to 558 and encodes 136 amino acids. The record is from RefSeq and is a predicted model, not a curated record. Lineage: Eukaryota; Metazoa; Chordata; Aves; Passeriformes; Paridae. The transcript is spliced from 5 exons. Gene Ontology annotation, cellular component: nucleosome.
CCGCCAUUUUCUGCCGGGAAAGGCGGGAAGGGGGAGACCGAAGCCGCCGCAGCUGCACCGCGGGACCCCCACGGCUCCAGCGCCGCCGCCAGCGCCGCUAGCAGGUACCGGCAGCGCGGCGGCUCUCGGGGGCUGUGACGGCCCGGGAUGGCGCGCACCAAGCAGACGGCUCGGAAAUCCACCGGCGGCAAGGCGCCGCGGAAGCAGCUCGCCACCAAGGCCGCCCGGAAGAGCGCGCCCUCUACCGGCGGCGUCAAGAAACCGCAUCGCUACCGCCCCGGCACGGUGGCGCUGCGCGAGAUCCGGCGUUACCAGAAAUCCACGGAGCUGCUGAUCCGGAAGCUUCCGUUCCAGAGACUCGUCCGGGAAAUCGCCCAGGACUUCAAAACCGACCUGCGCUUCCAGAGCGCCGCCAUCGGAGCCCUGCAGGAGGCGAGCGAGGCGUACCUGGUGGGGCUGUUUGAGGACACCAACCUUUGCGCCAUCCACGCCAAGCGCGUCACCAUCAUGCCCAAGGACAUCCAGCUGGCGCGGCGCAUCCGCGGGGAGCGCGCCUGAACACCCGGAACGACACCCGGAACGACGGGAACGACCACCGGAAUCACCACCGGAAUCACC